AUGAAUAAGCUACCUUCCAAGCUUGGGGGUUACCGCCGGUACGGAGCUUUGUAUGGUGACCUAAACGACAUUGUGUGGAACUCUCGGACGGAGGAGUCAUUUGAAGAUGAUUGGGCUGAUUUUAUAGAUGAGUACAACUUACAUAACAACACAUGGCUGUCAGUAAGUUUGGAGCACGCAUUCUACGGUGGAUACUUACACAGUAAAACUAGCUUGGUCCAAUUUGUUCAUGAAUAUGACAAUGUGCUUGGAGUCAAGGAGCAGAGGGAACUGGAGGAUGAUGCUAUGACUCGAGGGGGAGUUUCUGCAAUUGAUGAACAGGUUCCAUUGGUCUGCGUGAAGGUGGAAGAGGAGAAACUACUCAACGAUACUAUUCUAUGCAUUCCGUAUGAUGUUCACUUUGACCGUUCCACACAGGAGCUUCGUUGUGAGUGCAAUCUUUUUGAGAGUUCAAGUGUGUUGUGCUGUCACUGCGUUGAAGUUUACCAUUCGUAUAAAGUGUACAAAGUACCUUCCUGUUAUGUUCUUCCUCGAUGGAGCAAGAAGAUAAAGCGCAAGCAUACGUAUGUCAAAAGUAGCCAUGAUGUCAGUCAGUCGGAUGAGAGUCAUGUUGCAUUCAGGGGACUGUGUGCACACUUCUAUAAUGUUGCUCAAGAGUUCGUCGGUGACGAUGAAGAAACAGCAUUGCUGCAUCUUGCUUUGGAAGAAACAAGGGCCAAGUUGGCUACGCACCGUGCCAAAAAGAGGUCCGAGAGUGUGGCAGAGACUCAGACCAACAUUGGCUCACAGAGUUCGAACGAUGUCGGUGUUGCUGACAUCCAAGGCCCAUCGAAGGUAACCACAAAGGGCAGGCCAAAGAGUAAGAGGCUCGGCUCUGCCCUUGAGAAGUCCAUCAAGAAUUCAAGACGGAGAAAACAAAAGAAUUCACCCCCGCAAGAGGUUCGUCUGGAUGCAUUUCAAGAUGUAAACCAUGGUUCUUUUACUGGCCUUAAUGUUCCCGAACAAGCCGGUGGUUUCAUGUCUUUGUUAAGCUCCUUCAACAAAAAGUAG
This is a messenger RNA of Arachis duranensis, 1050 nucleotides long. Its product is annotated as protein FAR1-RELATED SEQUENCE 1-like. The transcript has 4 exons. The record is from RefSeq and is a predicted model, not a curated record. NCBI's taxonomy places the organism in Eukaryota, Viridiplantae, Streptophyta, Magnoliopsida, Fabales, Fabaceae. Gene Ontology annotation, molecular function: zinc ion binding. Bases 1 to 1050 code for a protein of 349 amino acids.